This is a messenger RNA of Hirundo rustica (Barn swallow), 877 nucleotides long. RefSeq lists its product as uncharacterized. Gene Ontology annotation, biological process: axonemal central apparatus assembly; cilium movement. The transcript is spliced from 5 exons. NCBI's taxonomy places the organism in Eukaryota, Metazoa, Chordata, Aves, Passeriformes, Hirundinidae. Gene Ontology annotation, cellular component: axoneme. The coding region runs from base 20 to 877 and encodes 285 amino acids. The record is from RefSeq and is a predicted model, not a curated record.
CUCGCUGCCACUCGACCUUAUGCUGUCCUUGGAGCGACCGUUUCAGGUGUUCAAUGCGAACCGGCAGCCCCUCCCAGAUGGCCAGCCUGUGACAGUGGAUGUAAAGCAGACCUGUCGUCUCUACAUUGCAUUUGACCCAGCUUAUAAACUGGAUUUUAAUAGCUGGAAAGAAAAGAAGGUGCUGAAGAUAGAAAUGGUCAGAGGCCAUCCUUCUGUGGAGCAAAUCACCCUUUGGGGAGAAGUCCACUUCCCGAAUCUCCAAAUCCAGCCCAGCACCCUGGAGUUUGGCUGCGUCAUGGCUGGCACUGAAGAAGUGCAUUCUCUGGAGAUGACCAACUGCAGCCCACUUCCUGUCAAGUACCACUGGGCAUUCCAGACAGACAGCCAGGCGAACAGGGUGAUAUAUGAGCUUCACCCACCUAAAUUUAAACCCAAACCACCAAAGGUGAAGUCGAUCUAUGUGGAGCACCUGCCAACUCAAUGGAGACGCUUCCAGAUUAGAAAUGUGGAGGAGCCAGCCACAACCCUGGAAGAAUUCACGGGAUCUUGCCCAAUCUCAGGAGCAGAGGUUACAUUUUCUCCAGACUACCUGUAUCCAGAUCUCUGCUUUCACCUGAGAGCUGGUAUUGCAGAGAUGGCCCUGAAGCUGUCUUACAAGAUGAGACUUUGCAAAGUGGCUGUUUCUCUUCCUCCUAGCACAGAAAAUGGCCUUCUUUUUCAGGUGCUGCUGCCACAUACUCGUGAAAAGCGUUACAUCCCACCAGGGUUGGGGCAAUUCAGGUCCUCCAUAGACUUACCACACAAAGUAUCGAAGGCUCCUCACAAAGUGCUGCUGAAGCAACUGGCUGUUGGAGAGGCCGUGCAGGACAUGUUGUAG